CAAAACCAUGUAAACUAGUAUUUUUUUUAAUUAUCACCCCUGAGCAGCCUUGUGUUGUUUCAAUGAAAAAGCAAGGGUCCUUAAGAUGUAAUUUCAUUAUUGAUCUCGUUUAUUCUUUUUGUCAUAAACCUCAUGGCAAAAUGCAGAGAGGCGAUCAAGAAGGAACCGUUCCUCCUCCAAAGAUGGCGAUGACGAGCCAGGCGACCGAUACAUCCCAAAUUAUGAUAGAGACGGUUACAACCCGGCUCCGCGGUACAGUCGGCCAGACCACUACAAUAAUCGCUACGACAGUCCUGGAGCAUAUGGCGACUAUCGUGGGCCAAGGCGCCGCGAUGAUGGUUAUGGCGAUAUGGAUGGACAAGAUCCUAUGCCUUAUGGUGAGAUGCCAGGCUGGGGCAAUGCUGACAGGAUUGACGACCCAAUGAAGCUGGACCACUUGAUUUCAUUCAAACAGUACUGCGAACACCUCAGGAACCUCGACAGGGCGUCACAUCGUUAUAAGCGGUACACAGACGAGGAAUUGCAGGUGAGAUACGGGACAUAUAAGGAGGAAUUUACAACGAAGCAGUAUGCGUCGUUUUUUGACGCUCACAAGACUGAAGCGUGGUUCCAGGAAAAGUACCAUCCAGACUACUCAAAGUCCCGCACAGAGGAGGCGCGCACUCUGCGGAAGGCACGUUACGGCAAGUUCAUUGAGGAUUUGGCAGCAGGGAAAUACGAUAAUGCGACAUGCGAUGAAGCUGAGGCAAAGAAAGCUAGUGCAUCAGCAGCAGAGACCAAGAGCGACAAGUCAGAUGCGGAUGGGGCGUCGUCUGAUCAAGCAGAUAAGGAUGGCGAUGUCAAAGUGGCAGACGAGAGCGACUCGGAAUCAUGGCUGUAUCUGAGAAACGUACUUCCGAACGUUACCCGGAGCUCAAUCUUGGAGCGCUGCCAAAAGAUUGAAGGGUUUUUAAUGCUUUCAUUAUCAGAACCCCAUCCCCUGAAGGAGCUUCAGAGAAUCGGCUGGAUCAAACUCAAGUCAGGAACAGACACCCAGGAGGCCAUGAACAGCCUAAGCGAACCGGUAACAGAGGAUUUUCAGGUGGUAACGACUCCACACCGCCCGACUCGCGCCAGAUACACGCAUGAAAUCGCCAAUACCGAGGCCAGGAUUCAUGCGGACUACGAACUGGCGGUUGAGCUCGCCAAGCUUUGUGACACGAUCUUGAUAGGCUCGACAGAAGUGGAAUCAGAUGCUGUCGUCAUUGAUGGUGUGUCACUACUUCAGGCGCGACUCAAGGAUGUGAUCCUGGACUCAAAAGACGUUGCGAUGGACUGGGAGGAUGAACAGGAAGACGUUGCUCAAGCAGCUACUAGGCGCGCGAACGAGCGUCGCUCACUGGAUCUGUUCAUUGAGUACCUACGUCAAGUCCAUUUGUUCUGCUACUACUGUGGAGGCGACAGUGAUAAUGCUGAGGAAUUUUCUCGGAAAUGCAGCAAGCAUUACCGUAAUCCAGAUACCAAGUCUCCUAUCAACUCAAAGGGUGCCAUUUGGGUGAAGAACUUGGAGCAAAAGAUCAACUUGAAGCUGAAGCCCCCGACGGACGAUGAGAUUGUCAAGCUUGGCGGAAAAUCGCUCGAAAAAAGCGUUCUCAAGUUCUUACAGGGCAAGACGCAGCAGGAUGAGCCUACAAAGUGGCGCUGCAAGGUUUGCACGAAGCCAUUCCGAGGAGAGGAGUUUGUCCACAAACAUAUCCGAACUAAGCAUCCGGAUGAGAUUAAGACGAUCGAGGAUAAUAUUCUUCUUUUUAAUAGCUACAUUCUGGACCCCAAUCAUAUCAAUCCCUCAGCGCAGCAACAACAGCAGCCUCAGCCGACAGGAUUCGCAUAUGGCAUGCCGGCCCCCAUGUUUGGGGGACCACCCAUGCCGAUGAGCUUUAUGCCAGGACAUCCCAUGGGCAUACCAUUCAUGCCAGCGUUCCCGCCUGGGUUCAUGCCACCCUCAUUCCCAGCCACAGGAGCUCUCAGUGGAACGCCUAUGGAUCAGAUCCCUCGGAUUGGAUUUGAUCUUGGCAAGCGUCGUGGAUCCGGAUCGAAGGAUGAAGGCGUAGACAAGUCAAAGUCGAGCAAGGGACCCGACCUGAUUCCAACCCGUCCACCAUCGAUGAUGCUGGAUCCCAGAAGUAGGAUUUCGGAUCCCCGCAAGGUCAAGUCAUACGUAGAUCUGGAUGCACCUGCUGAAGGCGACUUGGAAUCAAAAUACAACCUGUGGUAGAAUAUGAAAAAGGAAGGAAGGGCUCAACUCGCAACUCGCAAUCACACUCUGCACAAAAUGACUGGCUAUGGUGCCAUGGACAAGUGUAAGAUGACCUUUUAUCUUCGGGUCUCGAUCUUCUCGACUGGGCAGUAGUCGAGGAUGCGGUUCUAGUGCAGGUAGCGGGCGAUCUUCCAGGCUUUGGGCACUAUAUGAAACUAGUGCUCUGGUGCCUAAAGCAGCACUUUUACAAAUUUUCCGUCGUUUG
This is a messenger RNA of Gamsiella multidivaricata, 2501 nucleotides long. RefSeq lists its product as uncharacterized. The coding region runs from base 350 to 2254 and encodes 634 amino acids. The record is from RefSeq and is a predicted model, not a curated record. The transcript has 9 exons. Gene Ontology annotation, biological process: mRNA processing; primary miRNA processing. Gene Ontology annotation, cellular component: nuclear body. Lineage: Eukaryota; Fungi; Mortierellomycota; Mortierellomycetes; Mortierellales; Mortierellaceae.